AUGAAUGCCUACAUCGAUCACAUCGACACCGAUGACGAUGAUGAAGACGAUGUUGGUGUAUUCAUCAUCGCCGGCGACUGCUGCAGUGAGGACGAUGACACCCUCACUGGUGAAGACAAAGUUCUUUCAGCAGUGCACACGAAGCGCACUGCUGUUGACAAGGAUGAAUCAGCAGAGGAAUUUCUACUGACUCGCGAAGCGGUUGUCCGCUUCGUUCAAGACUUUAUUGCAGAUGCACUGGACAGACGGAAAAGAACGCAGACAAACAUAGAAGAGCAAAGGUUCUUUCGUUUGAUGAAGGAGACCUAG
Messenger RNA from Peronospora matthiolae, 309 nucleotides. NCBI's taxonomy places the organism in Eukaryota, Oomycota, Peronosporomycetes, Peronosporales, Peronosporaceae. The record is from the annotation of a GenBank genome assembly.